AUGACUUACUACAGUCGCUGUGGAUGGUUUACUGCGAGCGAGCACGUGCCGUACACCUCAAUUAGUGCGAAGGAACCCAACCAGACACAACCCUGGGACUACCAGACUGUCGCGCCGCCGGGCUUCGUGAACACCACCGACUUUGAUCUGGAAACCCUUGUCGAAAACGAACAAAAAUGCCAUUACAUUUCGCCUGUCAACCACGACUACCAAAGUAAACCGCACGAAAUGGCGGAGCGGAAUGAGGUGGAUAUGGACAGGGACGACGGCGACGAAGACGAUGACGACGACGACGACGGAGACGUGAAGGAUGAGGAUGAGGAGGAAGAGGAAAAGAAGACGUCCAGUGGAUGCCCACCACUGCAACAGCGCCAGCGACUCACACCACACACCCACCUCCACAACCACAGUCACCACCACCAGCAACAGCACCACCACAACCAUUCCAGGUCUCCGUCGAAGCGGAAACCACGGAUCCUAUUCUCGCAGGCCCAGGUCUACGAACUAGAGAAGAGGUUCAACCAACAGCGCUACCUCUCUGCGCCUGAGCGAGAACAACUUGCUCUGCACUUGAAGAUGUCCUCCCAACAGGUGAAGAUUUGGUUCCAAAAUCGGCGCUACAAGUUAAAACGACAGCUGCAGGAAAAAGGCCUUGACCAGCCAAUUAGCAAUCCGGUAGUCAGCCAGACCUACAUCACGCCACCUUCGUAUGUGGACUUCGAGAAUUCCCAUCGUACGUCCGAAGACGCCUUCGAGGCGGAGGCGAGCAGUAGCAUUGAACAUCGACAGCAGCAGCAGCAGCAGCAGCAGCAGCAGCAGCGUCAGCAGCCGACAGUCUGGCACGGCUAUACACCUGCGAGUCCUCACUCAUGGUACACCCCGCCACAGCCACGGACAACCUGGUUGGAGCCCGGCUUCGACGGGAGUUCCACGUGGAACACGGGUCAGGUGUACGGGGGACUGCUGGGCCAGCAUUUGCUACCGCAGCGUCAAAGCACCAUUGGCUUCUACGACCAGGCCACUCCCUCGUCUAGCACAAGUAGUGUCUCCCCAGGCGUCACUGACAGUGGGCUCUCGUACCAAACUGGCGGUCUAAGCUGUGAAGGCUGUGCUUGA
Messenger RNA from Mesocestoides corti, 1116 nucleotides. Lineage: Eukaryota; Metazoa; Platyhelminthes; Cestoda; Cyclophyllidea; Mesocestoididae. The record is from the annotation of a GenBank genome assembly.